Messenger RNA from Quercus lobata, 430 nucleotides. RefSeq lists its product as uncharacterized. The record is from RefSeq and is a predicted model, not a curated record. Lineage: Eukaryota; Viridiplantae; Streptophyta; Magnoliopsida; Fagales; Fagaceae. The transcript has 3 exons. Bases 1 to 408 code for a protein of 135 amino acids.
AUGGUCAUUGGAUUUACUCUCAAGUGGUUUGAGGUAGAGGUUUCAACUUUGAAUUCUACAAUGGAAACCGCUUGGAAAAAACCUCAUGCCUCUGGCUCAAUGUCCACUAGUGCUUUUGUGAGAAUAAAUUCAAAACAUCUUGUAGUGUUGUUCUUGGUUAUAAUGGUCGUGAGCUCUUCUUGCUUGGCAGUGCCGAGGAGAGGUAUGUUGGGUGGUAUAUAUGGACAAGAGCAGCUAUACCAUGCUCAGAAGAGAAAGGCAAUGGAAGAUAGUAAAGAAGAGAGCAAAGUUGAGUACCCUGAUAGCAGCAUCAACAACCACCAUACCAUACCUAGACAGAAUUUCAAUAGUGGGGAUGGCUCUUCUCAAGGAGAAAAUGGUGAGAGUAAUGAAGGUGGAAAUGGGUAACAAUACUUGGCCAUGAACUUGG